Spea bombifrons (plains spadefoot toad) is the source of this 1020-nucleotide messenger RNA. It is a transcript of the gene PRDX4, whose product is annotated as peroxiredoxin 4. The transcript is spliced from 8 exons. Gene Ontology annotation, cellular component: cytosol; endoplasmic reticulum. Bases 89 to 892 code for a protein of 267 amino acids. The record is from RefSeq and is a predicted model, not a curated record. Lineage: Eukaryota; Metazoa; Chordata; Amphibia; Anura; Pelobatidae. Gene Ontology annotation, biological process: cell redox homeostasis; cellular response to stress; response to oxidative stress. Gene Ontology annotation, molecular function: thioredoxin peroxidase activity.
UCCCCUCCCACCAGUAGCUGGUUCCUCUCCCCUCACUCUCCGGAUAGUUACAGAGGCCGCUAGCUGCGUGUCCCCCGAGCUGCUGCAGAUGAUGGAGGCCCAGACCCGCUUUCUGUCCUCGGCUGUUUGCUUUCUCUUACUCCAGGCUGCCUUCAUUCCAUCCCGGGCUUCUGAGGAGAAGGAGCAGGCUCAGUCCCGGCCUAGCCGAUCAAGCCAAGACGGGGAAUGUCACUUUUACGCGGGAGGACAGGUUUACCCCGGGGAAGCGACCCGUGUGCCGGUGUCCGACCAUUCUCUGCACCUCAGCAAGGCUAAAAUUUCCAAACCAGCUCCAUAUUGGGAAGGAACAGCAGUGAUCAAUGGAGAGUUCAAAGAACUGAAACUUACGGAUUACAAAGGAAAAUACUUAGUUUUCUUCUUCUAUCCUCUUGACUUCACAUUUGUGUGCCCAACUGAAAUAAUUGCCUUUGGAGACCGAAUCGAAGAAUUUAGAGCGAUAAACACAGAAGUUGUCGCCUGCUCUGUGGACUCGCAGUUUACACACUUGGCAUGGAUCAAUACCCCACGUAAGCAAGGUGGGCUUGGUCCAAUGAAGAUUCCCUUGCUUUCUGAUUUGACACACCAGAUUUCAAAGGAUUACGGUGUUUAUUUGGAGGACCAAGGUCACACUCUCAGAGGACUCUUCAUUAUUGAUGACAAGGGAGUUCUUCGUCAGAUUACAAUGAAUGACCUUCCUGUUGGGCGAUCGGUAGAUGAGACUCUUCGUCUUGUUCAAGCGUUCCAGUACACAGAUAAGCAUGGGGAAGUUUGUCCUGCUGGAUGGAAACCUGGUAGUGAAACUAUCAGCCCUGAGGAAGCCAUGAAAGCCUGGUGGCCGAGAGAGGAUUUAUAAUCCCUGACCCAGCCGGAAAACUGAAGUAUUUUGAUAAGCAACACUGACAUCUGUAUUGAUUUACUCUGCAUGGAUCAGCACAUGUUUAACCUGGUUGUUAUUAAAAUUCUAUGAAUUUUGUUACUAAA